AUGGCCGAAUCAGCAGCACCUGGACCAGCCAACCCCGUGGUCUUCUUUGAUCUUGCUCUCGCAGGUCAACCCCUGGGCAGAGUGAAAAUGGAACUGUUUGCCAACGUCACUCCCCGCACUGCAGAGAAUUUCCGCCAAUUUUGCACUGGCGAGACCAAGAACCCCAAGGGACAGCCUCAGGGCUACAAGGGAUGCAAAUUCCACCGUGUCAUCAAAGAUUUCAUGAUUCAAGGUGGAGACUUUAUCAAUGGGGAUGGUACUGGAUCUUGUACUAUCUACGGCACUCCCAAAUUUGCGGAUGAGAACUUCGCCUUAACUCAUGACCGUGAAGGCCUCCUGAGCAUGGCUAACUCUGGACCCAACACAAAUGGUUGCCAGUUCUUCAUUACAACCACGGCCACACCUUUCUUGAAUAACAAGCAUGUUGUUUUCGGUCAAGUGAUUGACGGAAUGGAUAUUGUUCAUAUGGUUGAGCACACACGUACAACCAGAGAUAAGCCAAACCAGGAUGUCACAAUAGUGCAGUGUGGAGAGAUGUAG
Molecule: messenger RNA, 540 nt
Organism: Penicillium malachiteum
Lineage: Eukaryota; Fungi; Ascomycota; Eurotiomycetes; Eurotiales; Aspergillaceae
Gene: cyp3
Product: putative peptidyl-prolyl cis-trans isomerase
Exons: 4
Coding region: 1-540 (179 amino acids)
Biological process (GO): protein peptidyl-prolyl isomerization; protein folding
Cellular component (GO): intracellular membrane-bounded organelle
Molecular function (GO): peptidyl-prolyl cis-trans isomerase activity
Source: RefSeq, a predicted model, not a curated record